CUAUCCCCCUACUCCUUUCUCCCCCCCUCUUUUACCCCGCCCCCUCCACCCCCUGGCUCCCAUAUAAUCACCAGGCGGUGAGGCUAAGUGGCAGUUUCGUGCACAGGGUAGGGGGUGUCACCCUUCCCCAGUCUCUCCUGGCUGCUCCCAGAUCCAGUUUUCUCUAUUACCAAGAUGGGUCUGAAGGGAGCAUGGUGCUUCCCGUGGUGUGGGUGCCCGAGACAGCGGGGGACUGAAAGAGGAACAGGCCGGCAUCUUGCUGACCCUCCAGGUGCCAGCACAGUGGUGGCCCCCGUGGAAGCUGAAGGGGAGCUUCCCUCCCCAGGAGUGGGUGUCUACUUCAGCAGGAAAGCCCGCCUCUCUUUUCGCCAUCAGCUGCAUGAUGUGGCUGCCGCCGUUGACUCCACCAUUUGACCAGGACAAAUACCUGGCAACCUACUUCACCCCAUUUCUCAGCGGCCCAAGUGUUGGGCAAGCCUGUCGUGACUUUUUCAUUCUGUGUGUUUGGAGAGGGGAGCCGGUGGCAGUCAUGGGCCAGCAAAAGAACCAAGCAGUCAGCCCGCCCUUCCUGUGUGCCAGCCGGCACGCAGGCUGGGAGACAAGCAGAGGGCCGGGUCUCCCUGUGUAGACAACCAGCGGAUCCGGAGGAACUCAGGCCAGGAUGACAGCAACUGAACUACAAAAACAGCUUAAUCCUCAGAUCACCUGAUUGAAUUUUCAGGCCUGGAUCCAGUAGUCUGAGCAGCUGUUUAGAGGGGGCUUCCUUCUGUUUUGUUUUGAAAUCUAUUACUGUUCUCGCUGUUUCGUUCAGUUUUGUUUUAUUCUCUUCAACAUAAAUAAAUGAAUGCAUUUGCUCAGCACUGCCAAA
Molecule: messenger RNA, 868 nt
Organism: Cavia porcellus (domestic guinea pig)
Lineage: Eukaryota; Metazoa; Chordata; Mammalia; Rodentia; Caviidae
Gene: CUNH17orf114
Product: chromosome unknown C17orf114 homolog
Exons: 2
Coding region: 175-414 (79 amino acids)
Source: RefSeq, a predicted model, not a curated record